This is a messenger RNA of Nymphaea colorata (pocket water lily), 1266 nucleotides long. RefSeq names its product indole-3-acetic acid-induced protein ARG7-like. The transcript has a single exon. Gene Ontology annotation, biological process: response to auxin. Lineage: Eukaryota; Viridiplantae; Streptophyta; Magnoliopsida; Nymphaeales; Nymphaeaceae. Bases 580 to 1071 code for a protein of 163 amino acids. The record is from RefSeq and is a predicted model, not a curated record.
GCUGGACAACACUCUUCUCUCCCAUCUCCCCUGAAAUCACGGCUCCAUCAUUCCCCCUCCUCCCCGCAAUCCGCUCGCCGAUCAUCGGUCUUGACUCUUUCUCUCUCUCUCUCUCUUGACAGGGCGAUUUUGAUCAACUUUUCCCUGUAGUGGUUCGCAAUGCAUCUAUUUAUUUGGGAGGUUCGCGAUCCGCGAGAAUAGAGUCUUGGAAGGGAGAGAAGAAGAACCUAAUUCAAUUUUCUUUUUGUUGUUUUGUAAUCUCUGAAAGCGGAAAAGCAUUCCGUGGAAGAGGCGCUUUGAGACUCCCUCUCCUCCUGAAAAAGCGGUUGUUUUAAUCGCGUUGUAGAUGAGCGAUCUCUCGCGGCCGAUCGGAACUCCAACCUUCAUCCUUUAUCUCUUUACCCCUUCUCUUCCGUUGCUCCGUUGUCCUACUCGUCGGCAAAGGAAGCUCUAGCCUGCACCUCAAUUCCGAAAUCAAAACCGAGAAUACGAAGCGGAGAGGGAAAGGAAGAGGCCAUUGCUCGGUGAGAAGAGGACCGAAUAUAUUGUGACGGUUCCAUUGCCGGGAUUAAAGCAGCGAUGAGCGCCGUCGGUUCGGACGAUGGCCGCAGCAAGCAGAUCGUGAGGCUCAGGAGCGUCCUCCGCCCCUGGAAUUCCUUCACGGGCGGCCAACACCUGCGGGAGUCUCUUCUCUCCGACGGCGCUACGGCCAACCGUCCGACCGCGGUGCCGAAGGGCUAUCUUGCGGUGUACGUCGGGAGCGAGCUGCGUAGGUUCGUUAUUCCCACGGCGUUCCUCCGGCACGCGGAGUUUCGGGCGCUUCUGGCGCGGGCAGAGGAAGAGUUCGGGUUCGAGCACGAGGGCGGCCUGACGCUUCCCUGCGAGGCGGACGAGUUCGAGGAGCUCGUGGAGGCCAUGGCGAGGAGAGAGCGCGGCCGGAGCACCUGCCGGAAGAAGGCCGCAUUCGGAAGCCUCUUCAGUAGGUCCUCCUCCUUUAUCGGCCUUCUCGCCGCCGUUCCUUCCUUGCUUCCCCACGCGAGGCCUUCUCUUACCGCGAGCCGGUACGCUUGACCGUGAGAAGAGAGCCCAGUCGGGAAGAAAAUAGGAACCCACUAAGUUUGAUGCCCAAUUUGAAAGCGGCAUCGUUUGUAAAUGCUUCGCCUUAAAUUGAGAGGCUCAUCGUGUCCAGGUUUUAGUAAUGAAACCGUUCAUUCAUUUUUUCAAAAGUAGAAGCAAACACGGUCAUGGAAAUUUGUGAGCUGCCGA